This is a messenger RNA of Cajanus cajan (pigeon pea), 1586 nucleotides long. The record is from RefSeq and is a predicted model, not a curated record. NCBI's taxonomy places the organism in Eukaryota, Viridiplantae, Streptophyta, Magnoliopsida, Fabales, Fabaceae.
UUGAGAAUGGUUUUGAACCGAACCGCAUUGGUUUGAAAAGCAUCGUCACGUGGGAUUUGUCGAAAUGGAAAUGAAAAUUGCAAACACCUUCCUUGUUCAAGUUUGAGGUCCAACUUAGCUCCCAAUUCUCACACUCUUAUGGAUUCUUCUUCUUCUUCGCCCCAGGAGCAAUAUGUAACUGAGGCUACUGAGAAUUAUGAGACAACGUGCUGGGGUUGUGGACUGCGUGUUUUGCUUCAAUCGUAUGCAUCUGCUUUCAAAUGUGGCUGGUGUGGGGCCAUUACAGAUCAGAGCAAACAGAAACGUGACCAGAAAUGCAUCAGGUGGAGAGUAGUGCGUGAUCGAUGCUUUGUUUCUGUUGUCCUCGUAUUUAUGUCUUUUGUAAUAUUUGGUGGGGUGUGGGCAGUUUAUCCUGUUGUCUUUUCUGUCAGUAUUCUUUGUGGAGUUUUUCACUCAAUCAUUACAGCAAUCUUGUCCAUAGCUACCAUUUGUUUCUUCAGCUUUGCAUCAUUUAGAUGUGCUGGCACGCCACCAAAUAUAUUAUGGGGAAGCUACCCCACUGUAGGGAAAGAUGACCUUGACAAUUAUACUUUCUGUCCCUACUGCUCAAAGCCAAAGUCACCUAGAGCUCAUCAUUGUCGUUCUUGUAGAAAAUGUAUACUGGACAUGGAUCACCACUGCCCGUUUAUUGGGAACUGUGUUGGUGCAGCUAAUCACCGCAGCUUCAUUGCCUUCCUCAUUUCUGCAGUGCUGAGCACAAUCUACGUCUCUAUCAUGUCUGUAUAUUCAGGCUUGCGUACGUGGCCACCAUUGGAGUACUCCCUUGGACGCUUAAAUGGGGUUAGUAGCAGUGAUCUGGCAUGGAGAAUUAUGAAUGAAAUUUCUGUUGCAUUCCUGAGAUCUGCCCUGCUUCUUUCCUCUAGGGGACUCAUUCUUGCUUAUCUGUUCAUUGCAAGUGUUUCGUUGCAGAUAGGAUUGAGCGUUCUUUUAUGGCAGCAGCUCUCCUACAUAUACCAGGGUAAAACUUAUUUGAGUCAUUUGAGUUCACAAGCAGAUAACGAAGAAGAAAAGAAAGAUUGCCAAAAUCUUGUUAGAUUUUUUGGUCUUCAAUAUUCUGUAACGAGAUUUUUGCCAAACUUUCGUGUUACUCAAAAGAGACACAUCAAAUGAAACAAUCAUGUUUUGUAGUCAAGGACUUCUUUGACACCUUGACAAUUUGUAUCAAAGUAUAAUUGGAAUUUUUUCAGAAAAGAUCUUUUCAACGUGUAUAAACUUGUGGAUUAGCAUAAAUUGUUGACAAGGAGUGUCAGAAGUGCUAGUCAAUAAGCGUUGGCUGUGGAUUAGUUUCCAAUUUUAUUUAGGAUUACCCUGAAUGCGGUAUGGGAGUCUUAGGAUCACGUUCAUCAUUGUGUUUUUGACCAAAAUCUACUGGGUAAUGCAUCGGGCAUGCAAUUUAAAACCAGGAGCAGAACUAAUAUGUUAAAGUUUUUUCUGAUUUUAUUUUUGUACAGUGCUGGUAAUAGUGUGCUUCUGUAUAUGACCUACUCUUGAGUUAAUUUUGACUAGCAAUGUAAUAUUGGAUGUUA